This is a messenger RNA of Myiozetetes cayanensis, 315 nucleotides long. It is a transcript of the gene TMEM213, whose product is annotated as transmembrane protein 213. Bases 1 to 315 code for a protein of 104 amino acids. The transcript has 3 exons. Lineage: Eukaryota; Metazoa; Chordata; Aves; Passeriformes; Tyrannidae. The record is from RefSeq and is a predicted model, not a curated record.
AUGAAGCACUUCGAGCCCUGGGCAGCCUUCACUGUGCUCCUCUUCACUGCUGCGCUCUGGGAUUCCUGCUCAGCAGCAGCUGAAGCCAUCUCCAAUGUUUCAGGAAGCUCCACGAUCGCAACUGAGAUCGAAGCACCAUGUCUUAACGUGAACUUCUGCGCGCAGGCAGCCGUGUGCUGCCCGUCGGGCAUGGACGAUUACGGGUGGAUUGCAGCGGCCGUUGGCUGGAGCCUCUGGUUUCUGACUCUCAUCUUGCUCUGCAUGGACAAGAUCAUGAAACUCCGGCCUGACGAGCCCAAAUACUUGGUGGCCUGA